AUGAGUGAUUCAUCAACACCUACUCAACCUCAAAGGAGUAAAAGGAGAUCAUUGGCUACAAUUGAAUCAAGUGUAACUAGACUUUUGGUAUCCACAAAACAUUUAUUAGAAAGUUUAACACAAUGGGCCAGGCGUGAAUCUGAUGAUAAAUUUGUUAGUGACGCUUAUGUUAGAUUGGGAAAUGAUUUUAGAGCAGCAACAAGAGCUUUUACAAAUAACGGAAUAGAUGUUUCAGAUAUUGGAAAUGUACCACAAGCAUUAAGAGUAAUUUUAGAAUCUGCAUUAAGUGAAGAACCAUCACAAGAGAAUUUAGAUCGAUUUUUACCAAAUAUUCGUAAUAUAAUUGUAUCAUUAUUGCAAAAUUUGAAAGCAAAACAAGCAAGAGCAAAAGCAAAUGUACACGAUCAAGCAAGAGAAAUUGAACAACAAAAUCAUGUAAAUCCAAGAAUUGAAAUACAACGAUAUCCUUCAAACGAUUCACAAGCUCCAUCACAAAAUAGCCCCUGGGAAACUUCAACAAGAAAUGAUGCAUUAUCACAAUUGCAAAACAGUGAUGCAUUACAACGAAGAGCAUCAAAAAGAUUUAGUGCAUAUCAAUAUUCCAAGUUGGUUAAUGGUAAUAAUCAUCCACAAAUAAGUGCAGAUGCAAAUAAUGUAAGAACUACAGUUUUAGAAGCAAAUAAUCAUGAACAUAGAAGAGUACCAUCGACGAAUAAUUCAGAUAUACAAGAAGAGCCUAGUUCUUAUGUAUUUUUGAAAAUUGAUAAUAAAACUAAAAAGGCAAAUAUUGAAUUCCCGGUUACUUUUGCAUCUAUUAGAUUAUUAUUUGUUGAUAAAUUUGCAUAUUCUCCUGGAUUAGGAAAUUUUCCAGAAAUUUAUAUCCAAGAUCCAAUAACUGGUGUAACUUAUGAACUAGAAGAGCACUUAUUAGAUGAAAUUAAAACUGGUACUUUACUAUGUUUGAAUGAACAAAUACUUCAAGAAACAGAUUCAAAGGCUAUUUCUGAUAUCGAUGGUAAGAUUAAUGAGUUUUCCAAAAGAAUUGACAGUUUUAGUCACUCCAUAAUUGAAGAAGUUAAAAGAACAGUUUCAUCUGAAGUCAAGGCAACCAUUUCUCAAAUUGAAUUAUCAUCAAAUGCAUCAAAUGAAGAUACUAAAAAGUCAAUAGAUUCAAAUGAACAAAUUUCAAAAGUCAAAAAUGAAUUAAAUAAACUUCGAAAUGAAUUAAAAUCAAUCAAAUAUACUAAAGAUGAAGGUUUAAACACACUACAAAAAAUAAAUGAAACUAUAUUAGAGAAAGAAAAACAACUACAAGAAGCAGCCUUAGAAGUUUCACAAGAUUUAAAUCGUGCAUAUAUGGAAUCAUGUCAUUCCAAACUUUCUGAAGAAUCUGAUCAAUUAUUAACCAUGGUUGAUGAUUUACAAGAUGUAAUGGAAGAUAUGAGAAAAGAUGUAGUUCAAAGAGGUGUACGAGUAGAGGAGAAACGUUUAAGAUUAAUGUUUAAAGAUGUUGAAGAAGCUAAAAAAUCAUUAAAUGAAAUGUCAAAUUAUAUCAAAAAUGAAAAACCGACAUGGAAGAAAAUAUGGGAAGCUGAAUUAGAUAAAGUUUGUGAAGAACAACAAUUUUUCAAUUUACAAGGUGAGUUGACUGCUGAUCUAGAUGAAGAUAUUAAAAAAAUUGAAGAAACUUUUCAAUUAAUUGAACAAUUCUCAACUGAACAACUGAGAAAUAAUUCAUCAAUUAAAAAGCGUAAUAAAGUUGUUCAAAAUUUAUAUAUACCUGAACCUGGAGAAAGUUUACAUGACCUAAAAGAUGCCGUUUUAUUUGAUAUUGCUGCUUUACAACCUAAUCAUGCAAGUAGAUUAGAAGCAAUUGAAAAAGCUGAAAAGCAAAGAAGAAAAGAACGUGAAUUAUUAAAUGAAAGUAAAUUUCAAGAAGAAUUGGGUCAAUUUGUAGAUGAAGGUAAAUUGAAAAAAUCGGGUGGAAUAGCUGAAAUUGAAAAGAGUAGAAUGCAAAAAGAUAGUGAAAAUAUUAAAAAUGGAUUUGGUAGGAUAUGA
Molecule: messenger RNA, 2058 nt
Organism: Insectozyma verbasci
Lineage: Eukaryota; Fungi; Ascomycota; Pichiomycetes; Serinales; Debaryomycetaceae
Source: the annotation of a GenBank genome assembly